This is a messenger RNA of Paramecium pentaurelia, 894 nucleotides long. The record is from the annotation of a GenBank genome assembly. NCBI's taxonomy places the organism in Eukaryota, Ciliophora, Oligohymenophorea, Peniculida, Parameciidae.
AUGUUGUCGCCUCUUUAUUCGAAUGAUACUAUGGGAUAAAACAAUAAUUAUUAAAUGGCUAAUUAUCAAUAACUUCAAAGAGAAGAAAGAUGUUUAGAUAUUUUGGGCACUUUAUAGGGAAUCUCUAUUUAGUAGAGAUUUGAAUUUAUACUAGUGAUGACUGGUAAAGAUCUACAAUUAAAAUAAUUUAUUAGGAUUCCAGUCUCCGAACGUAUUUAGAGUGUUCCCAAUAAAUGAUUAAUGGCAAUAAUUAUCUCAAAAAGAAUUAUUCAAAUGCAAAGAAUUAUCUUCAAAUUUUGCAAGAGCUUCAUUUAGGUACUUCAUUUUAUAAACUUAGUCCACAUUAUCGGCCUUUUGAGAUGCUUGUUUAUGAUUGUAGAUUUAAAGAUUAAGAUAUUUUAUUUUAAAGCAGCUCUGAUCAAAUUGUUUUUAAAUUUGUUAGAAAGUAUAGGUGUACUUUUUGGUGUUUGAAUAGGUUCUAAUAUUUAUUAUUAUUUAAAAGGCCUCGUUUAGAUAUAUUUUAUCGAGAAAAAGGUUAUAAUCAAAAUUUAGGAUAUAUUAUUAAUCCUUUUGUUUUUUGCAAAUUUAGUUGUCAUAUUUUUGAUUCUCAAGAUCAAUUGAAAUAUAUCAUAGAUGCCCCUGGUUGCUAAUGUGAUGAAUUAACUUUUAAUAUUAAAACUUCUAAUGGAGAAGUAAUAAUGAAAUAAAUGAAUUUAGGUCGUUUCUUUUAUGAAAAAGCAAUUUAGAUAAUCUGGGUCUGAAUUGAUUGAUAAUUUUAGAGUUGUAUUUCCUUAAAAUGCUUCAAAAAUAGAAAAGGCCCUUCUUCUAGCAGCUACAAUUAUGUUUGAAUACAUGUACUUUGAAAGAAGACAUGGUCCACAAGCCAUCGAUUGA